Mesorhabditis spiculigera is the source of this 2814-nucleotide messenger RNA. The record is from the annotation of a GenBank genome assembly. Lineage: Eukaryota; Metazoa; Nematoda; Chromadorea; Rhabditida; Rhabditidae.
AUGAGUAUGCGAGCGAUGCGUAUGACGCUGAACAUGUUACGGUACAUGGCGGUCUCGUUCUGUGAAAACAUCCAGUCGGUGUCACGCUUCUGCCUCCCCGUCUCCGAACGUAUCGAUGGCGACUGUGAGUGCCGCCUGUUCACCCCGUACGACCGUCGGCACACCCGUGGCACCCUCUACCUGUCCGCCCAUUUUGCGUGCUUUGAGAGCAAGGUGGAGAACCUGGUGAGCGUCGUCAUCCCGCUGCUCGAGGUGUCCUCCGUCGAAGAAUGCUCCGGUGGCACUGAGGCUGCACAGAAGAACUGCGGCAUAUUGGUCUGCCUGCAUAAUGGGACGGCCAUCAUGUUCACCGAGGUGCCAGAUCGGGAUCGAGUGCUCGCGAAAUUGGUGGCCUUCCGCGAACAGGCUAAAAUCCAACACUCCUUUGACAAGACGAAACGCGCCGAGAAAAACGGUCCGUUGAUCCUGUUGGAAAAGCCGCUGAUUGCCAUCUACCCGUUCGGCAACGACGUCGGGCCGGCGCUGGAGAAGAAAUGGGAAAAGCUCUCCGAUGAGUACGGUUGGGGCGUCGGCAUGUACCGGACGGUGGAUAUGCAUCGGCUGCUGCUCGACGGAAUUCCCACGAAUAAACGGGGAGAGAUGUGGAUGCUUUGCUCGGGGGCCGGUGCCGAAAUGGGUCUACACCCCGGGUAUUACGCUAGUCUACUGGCCCGCCAUUUUGGCCAAUUCACCGUGGCGGUGGAAGAGAUUGAGCGAGAUUUGCAUAGAAGCCUUCCCGAACACCCAGCAUUCCAAAAGGGUCCCGGAAUCGAUGCACUCCGCCGAAUCCUGACCGCCUACUCCUUCCGCAACCCGAACAUUGGCUACUGCCAGGCGAUGAACAUUGUCGGCUCGGUGCUGCUGCUGUUUGUGCCCGAGGAGCAGGCGUUUUGGCUGUUGGUGGCAGUCUGUGAGCGGCUGCUCCCCGAUUACUACAAUACGAAGGUCGUCGGAGCGCUGGUGGAUCAGGGCGUCUUCAGCGAGCUCGUCCAAUCUUUCCAGCCGUCCAUUCACCAACAGCUUUCGCGUAUCGGGCUCGAUCAGAUGAUAGCGCUGUCCUGGUUCUUGACCGUCUUCCUGUCCGAUAUCAAGUUUGAAGCUGCUGUGCGGAUUUUGGAUCUGUUUUUCUUCGAAGGAGCAAAGUUAAUGUUCCAAGUGGCCCUCGAGAUCCUGAAAGACAACGAGGAACUGCUCGCGAGCUCUCGCGACGACGGCGACACGAUGGUCGCCCUCAGCGCGUACACCGCCAAAAUUGUCGAGACGGAUGAACAUCAGGAGGGAAAGAUCUGCAUCGGUAACCUGCUCUCCAACUCGUAUCGCGAUUUCGGGUGCGCCUUCACGAACGCCCACAUUGAAAAGCUGCGGCUAAAACAUCGACUGAAGGUGGUGCAGGGGCUGGAGGACUCGCAGAUGAAGAGCAUCAUCCGAAGCGUCGGCCAGGAGUGCAAGUUUGGUCAAGAGGAGCUGGAGAAGCUGUACAACCUCGUCAAGGAAGAACACCUACUCUCAUGGAGAACAAGACUGGCCAUGUCAGCGCGCGGCAAGGAGGAAUCAAUGUUGGAAAAGAGCUCCCGCGGCUCUUCCUCCUCGCAAUAUCGUGUUGACUUUGAGCUGUUCGAGCAGAUCAUCCCUCGCAUGCUCCCCUGGACCGUGCACCACAUCUUGAUCGUUCGCCUAUUCAGGCUACUCGACAUCACCGAAUCCGGGCUUCUCACAUUCCGCGACGUGGCCGUGACGCUUUCUAUCUUGCUAUUGGGCGACGCUACCGAGAAAUUGGCGCUAUUCUACAAGUGCCAUUUGCCGCCCGCUUUCAACGAGUCCGACUUGGACGAGGAGGACCGGGUGUUUGGGGAGGAGCACGAGGACGAUGAGGACAAGCCGGAAAUGGCAUGUGAAGCUCAUGUGCUUUUGGGGUCGCCGCGACAUCGCGGCAGCACCAGCGGUCGCACUGAUGAUGGGCUCCGCGAUAUGCGAAGCAGAAGUAGUACGGCCACUUCCAUCACCAUGCUUGAGGCACCGAGCUCAUCGGCGUCGCUCAUUGAACUCAUCGCUUCGAGAUCGCAAUGCUCGGACGACGAGCCAGAAUCGGCCAAAGAGGCAUCAAAUGAUAACGGAAGCGAUAAUUUCUCCCUUGUUGCCGAGUCGGUGGAGAAGUUGAAGGUGCUGCGUGCCAAGAUGUGCCACGAGGGGCACGAGACGACACGAGCCGAGAUUCGGGCCCUUCCACCGAUGAACCAGACGCAAUUUAUCCAAAUGUGGAAAACGUUCUACGAGCUCGUCUCAUCGGAUAAUGUCGAUCAGAAAAUCUUCCAUUCGCUGGCUGUUGUUGGUACCCUGCUCCUGCAAAUCGGCGAAACCUACAAGGAGCUGCAGGCGAAGCUGGAAGCGGAUAUUGCGAAUGCAGUGCUGGAAGAUGGGGAAGAAGCGAAGCGCGGCGAUGGGUCCGAUGCGGAGGAAUUGGUCGACGAGGACGAGGAGGAGAUGCGUAAAGCCCGAGAACCCAUCACCGAGGCUACGCGGCGCCGGGCUGGCGCGCAUUCGCAAGCUGUCUCUGACGGUGAAUGGCGCGUGACAUUGGAACAAGUGCUCGCUUCGGCCAUCUCCGAGUCGCCGCUAUCCGAUUUCUUUCGAGAAGAAGUACAGCCUGGAUGCUUUGAUUUGCCGCUACCGCCGAAGACGCUUCGACACCGUCAAGGAGGCGGCCGCCGAACAACGACCGAUCGGUGGGUCGUGCGCAUUUCGGCGUAUGGCCGAUAUGGGUUAUCGUCUCACCUG